ACACGUGAAGGCCAAUUUCAAUAAAAUUUUAUCUAGAUAACAAAAGUCAAGAGGUUGUCUCCUGCUUAGAUUUGGAUUAUAAAGAGUUCAACUUUAAUGAGAUAGGGGUUCUCCAUCUAUAAAAAGGGCUCAAGAUCCAAAUAUAUGGAGGACACAAGUUAUUAUGCAUUAUAAAUGCUUUUUCUCUUUUGUUGUUUCCAAUGUCUUGGCUGACUUAGCUAUGGAAGGGCCAAUCAAAGCCAAUCCAGCGAGCUUCUCUUUUUUCGGUGUCCAGAUCUCGUCUCUCCACAGUAAAUAGAUGCUUUGUCUUCCACGAUCGGCGCCCUCAUCGUAGUCUCCAUAUCACCAGACUGGAUUUCAGGCAUCAACACCAAUAUUAGUAGAAAUAGAGAAGUGUGAAAGCAUUAUAAGUAAUUUGGAUUGGUGGCUAGUGCUGUAAAUGGCCGGCGGACGGUCUUCUGUCUUCAUCUCAUGUAGCAUUACUAGUAAAGAGUUUUUUUUUUGAGUAUUUUUCUGAGACCCAUUCUAACACCUGGACCAACAUGCCCUACAAACACAAGCUGACACGGUGCAUUGUUUGGACCACCAAGUUCACUGGCCCAGCCUGCAAGGCUACUUAGGUUUCAUCACCACCAAUUUCCACCACAUUUAAUGUGGAACAGUAUAUGUAUAUAUCCGAGCAACCUGAACUCCCACAUAUCCAUGAAACUCUAGUUUGGGUUAGAAGAAGUUCCGUGCUUCGGUUCUUCCUCCAAGUGCUCACCUAAAGAAGAACAUGGCAGCAUACAUUUCCAUCUCUCCUCUGGCAAUGUCUCCACCAGUCGUAAGGCCAAAGCCUAACAUGCUUGCCAUGGUAAAGUUCGCCAUCUCCUGCCAUCUACCUAGGGUUGGUGGGCUAAGACUUGGACAAAAGAUUCAGUAUGGUGGUGCGAGACUACAGUCUCCACUCCCAAGAUGUUCCAAGACUCGUCCAAUUUCAUGCUCCAUGGCUAAAUCCGAAAUCCUGCAAAUUGUUCAAAGCACCGUUGCCAACCAACUGUCGAUUGAUGAGAGCACGGUGACACCCCAAACAAAGUUUGCCGAUUUGGGUGCUGAUUCUCUCGACACGGUGGAGAUUAUGAUGGCAUUGGAGGAGAGGUUUCAAGUAUCCAUAGGAGAAGGUGGAGCUGAAAACAUUGCAACCGUUCAAGAUGCCGCCGAGCUGAUCGAAAAAGUGAAAGCAGAAGGUGCCUAACGGCACAGCCAGAUAUGGCAAAUAUCUUUCUUUUUUGGAAUGCGGAGAGCAAUGAUCAUGAAACAAGAAAAAUAAUUUUCAUAAGCUGUAGUUUCCUGCCAAUUUUCUGGUGGUGGUUCGUCCAGUUUUACCAGGAUAAAGCAUCCGUGUGGUUCAUCAGUUUUGGUUUUUCCUCCAUGAUCUCUACAUCAUCAUGAAAGAAGAAAAAUAAAUUUUAGACGUUUCAUGUUAA
This is a messenger RNA of Elaeis guineensis (African oil palm), 1466 nucleotides long. RefSeq lists its product as uncharacterized. The record is from RefSeq and is a predicted model, not a curated record. Lineage: Eukaryota; Viridiplantae; Streptophyta; Magnoliopsida; Arecales; Arecaceae. Gene Ontology annotation, biological process: fatty acid biosynthetic process. Gene Ontology annotation, molecular function: acyl carrier activity.